CCCCCCCCCCCCCCCCCCAAAAAAAAACUCCCGCGCCGCCACAGCCGCCGUGGGGGAGUGCCAUGCCCGCCGCGCCUCCCGCGACCUCGCUGCUGCUGGGCGGCGGCAGGCUCCCGCGGUUCCAGUUCCAGUCCCUCCGCGCGCCCACCAAGCCCCCCUUCUUCCGCGGCCCCGCCUCCUCCCCGCCCGUCCCGCUCCGCCGAUGCUGCGCCCGCCCGCUGGCCCCCGUCUCCGCCUCCGCGCUGCCCGUGCCGGUGACGGCCGCUGCUCCCCCGCCGGGAGCGGAGGUUGGGUGGGGGAGGGCGGCGGCUGCCGCCGUGAGGAGGGUAGCGGUGGCGGUGGCGUUCGGGGCGCUCGCGGCGGCGUGGAGCCGCCGGGCGAUGGCCGUGGGGGCCGCGGCGGGAGCGGGGGCCGCGGCGCCGGGGGCGGUGGAGGCGGCCGCGGGGUUUGGAGGGUUGGCGCUGCGCCAGGGGUGGCCCAGGGUGCUGCAGGUUCUGCAGCUGAUCAGGGAGCAGGGCCUGGUCUUGGCCGCGCUGCUCGGCCUCUCUGCCUUCUUCUCCAUGGCGGAGACCUCUAUCACGACGCUAUGGCCUUGGAAGGUUCGUGAACUAGCUGAAAAGGAACCUGAGAAUGGUGUUUUCAAAAUGCUCCGAAGUGAUGUUACUCGCUUCCUGACAACCAUUCUCAUUGGCACAACUGUGGUCAACAUUGGCGCAACUGCAAUUGUUACUGAGGCAGCAACGGCAAUGUUUGGUGAAGCAGGUGUUAGUGCAGCAACAGGCGUCAUGACUGUUGCCAUCUUACUUCUUACAGAAAUUACCCCCAAAAGUGUUGCAGUCCAUAAUGCCACAGAGGUUGCUAGGUUUGUGGUAAGACCAGUCGCAUGGCUUUCACUGAUCCUGUAUCCAGUUGGGCGGAUUGUUACUUUCCUGUCCAUGGGAAUGCUUAAGAUUCUAGGCCUGAAAGGGAGAAGUGAACCAUAUGUUACUGAAGAUGAACUGAAAUUGAUGUUACGAGGAGCGGAGUUGAGUGGUGCAAUUGCAGAAGAUGAACAGGAUAUGAUCGAGAAUGUCCUGGAAAUUAAAGAUACACAUGUGAGGGAAGUAAUGACGCCUUUGGUGGAUGUAGUUGCAAUUGAUGUUAUGGCAACACUUAUUGAUUUCAAAAAUCUGUGGGAAACUCAUCAGUACUCUAGAGUCCCUGUUUUUGAGGAGCGCAUAGAUAAUAUCGUUGGAAUCGCAUAUGCAAUGGACAUGCUUGAAUACGUUGAAGAGGUUGAAAAGUUGAAGGAAAUCACUGUUAAGGAAAUCGCACAUAUGCCUACAUACUUUGUUCCAGAUUCAAUGUCAGUUUGGAACCUAUUAAGAGAGUUUCGGAUCAGGCAGGUUCAUAUGGCAGUCGUCCUCAAUGAAUAUGGUGGAACUAUUGGUAUUGUAACACUAGAAGAUGUGGUGGAAGAAAUAGUUGGCGAAAUCUUUGAUGAGAAUGAUUCAAAGGAGGAAAUCCAGAAGAAAACAGGUUAUAUAGUAAGGCAGGAAGAUGGAACAUUUCAUGUUGAUGCAAAUACAUCAAUAGAUCAACUAUCUGAAGAGCUUGGAAUUAAAAUACCAGAGGGCCAUCAGUAUGAGACGGUGUCUGGUUUUGUCUGUGAAUCUUUUGGCUAUAUUCCAGAAGAGGGUGCAAAAAUGCUUGUGAUUCUUGAAAAGGAUUAUAGAGAAGAAAAUGGUGAAUAUCAGGAGGAAGGUUCUGAUCGCCAAGAUGAUAGAGAAAAAACUCAAGCUUAUGAACUUGAGAUACUGGAAGGUAAUGCAAGGAAGGUGGGUAAAGUCCUGUUCAAGCCAAUAAGCAGUGAAUGCGUAGAUGUCGACGACAAGGGGGCGAACCGUCUGAUUUCCAAGAAGAUCAUCAAACGGAAGAAGAAAGAUUCUGGUGAUUCCUCCAACAGCGAUGAAGAUGAGUGUCCAGACAUUGCAGGGAAUGGCUGCCCUGCAGAGGUACUCUCAUGCUCGGAUGAUAACAGUGCCGAAUUGGAAGAUGCAAGCAGUUCUAGUGCGAGAAGGUGACAAGAAAACAACUCGACCAUCGUACUACGGGUAAUAAUUACAGCUCACCAUCACCCUCCUAAUACCCCUUGUUACAACAGAAGAGAAAAACAUAGUAGUAGGCUACCACAAAAACAGCGAGAGCAACACCGAUGAGACUGGCAAAGUUAACAGCAGCUUAGGGCAUUGCAAAACAUUUUUUUCAGUAGCAGCAGCAGCAGUCUAGAGGUGCAGCGAGGUGUCGACGUCGACUUCACCAGAGACAUGCUUGUAGUUGUAGAUCUUACUAGGCCACAGCUCCACCGCGAUGGGGUCGCUGCGGAGCUGGAAGGUUUUGCAUUCACUGGCAGUGGUCGGCACGGCCGGGAAUAAGGCGGCGGCAGCGGUGUCGCGCAGCGGCCUGCACGGGUAGAGCAGCUCCGGGUGGAAGAACCACUUGACCGGCGCCUCCCUCUGGGCGGUGGCGGGGCGGGGAGCGAGCACGUGGAGAAGCCUCUCCUCCCGCUUCUCCCUGAUCCUCUCCAGCUCCCUGAACCGCUGCUGCAGCAGCGCGAUGGAGGAGGAGAACAUCACCUGGCCGUCGCUGCUCUGCACCCCCAUGAUGGCUGAGAAGAGCUGAUCUCUCAGGAACAGCAGCAGCUCCUCUGAGUUUCCGUUUGUGUAUCUGUGUGUCUGUCUACUUCACUGGGUGCGUGUGGGGUUUGUUGUUUGAGGGGCUGGUCGUGGGCAUGUGCGUAUUUAUAAGCCGCAAAGUUUUGUCACGGCGCAGGUCGUCGCCUUGUGGUCGUCUUGCAGGCUGGGCUUUCUUCUUUCUUCCAUUAUGUGAUGCCGUGGUGCUAUCUGCUA
Panicum hallii is the source of this 2888-nucleotide messenger RNA. RefSeq names its product DUF21 domain-containing protein At1g55930, chloroplastic-like. The record is from RefSeq and is a predicted model, not a curated record. Gene Ontology annotation, molecular function: flavin adenine dinucleotide binding. The transcript is spliced from 14 exons. Bases 63 to 2063 code for a protein of 666 amino acids. NCBI's taxonomy places the organism in Eukaryota, Viridiplantae, Streptophyta, Magnoliopsida, Poales, Poaceae.